AUGCCUCCCAAAGCCAACCAGGACGUUGCCGGCCAGAUGAACUUCCUCUUGACUUGCAUCAAGCACUCGACAAAUGGCAAGAUCAACUGGACCGAAGUUGCCGAGGAGCUCAGCAUCGUAUCCAAGGCCGCAGCUGCCAAACGCUACGAGCGUCUCCUCAAAGCGCACGACAUCCAGCCGCCCAAGAACUACGGCUCCUUGACUGAUGAUGUGGGCGCCAGCGGCGCGAGCAGCCCGGCCCAGGCCAAGACUCCUCGGGCUCCCCGCAGCACUAAGCGCAAGAGGGCCACUGCAACCGUCAACUACAACGAGGAUUCCGGCAACGAAGGUGGUUCCGGCGACAACCGUGAGCCCUUCACGUACAAGGCCGAACCGGAGGAUUCCGAUGACGACGAGAAGCAACGCCCGCUGAAGAAGGAGAAGACCACUCCUGAGAUGCAGACCAAGCAGGAGGAGGAGGAUGAUGGUGAGUCUGACUACUUUUCUUGUUGCUCUGACGAUGUCGACCUUUUGGAUGAAGAAGAUGCAGCAUACGGGUGGGAAGGCAAAGGAUAUGACGUGCUAAUGGAUGUUGUUGGGAGGAUAGAGGGAGAAGACAACUACAAGUAUGAGGGUGAGAUCUGA
Messenger RNA from Neurospora crassa OR74A, 624 nucleotides. RefSeq lists its product as hypothetical. The record is from RefSeq and is a predicted model, not a curated record. Lineage: Eukaryota; Fungi; Ascomycota; Sordariomycetes; Sordariales; Sordariaceae. Bases 1 to 624 code for a protein of 207 amino acids. The transcript has 2 exons.